AUGAAUGAUCACGAUACGAAGCAACAAAUCCACAAUACUGCUAGUGCUGACCAGGUCGCAUAUCACGGAACGGCGAGCCCUCUUGCUACCUUUGUCACUUACGCCUUGAGCAGCAGUUGCCUGCGAAGUAUCCUCCUGUUCAAAGUCCCACCAGGGGAAUUCCUCCAGAAACAAACAAUCUCUUCUCAAGCACCCUUUCCCACCCCUACAAUGACUGAAUUUCCUGUCAGUGAAGGCGAGUUCGCAUGGGAGGUGCCCAAUGCCGGAAAGACAUGCAAAACAUGGUUCAAAAUCCUGGGUGACCUUGAUUCAACAAGUGGCCCAGUCCUCAUAGCACUCCAUGGUGGCCCUGGUGCCGGUCAUGAGUAUCUGGUGCCCUUGGCGGACCUCUACAAGCCCUACGGGAUCCCCACCAUCCUCUAUGACCAGAUUGGUUGCGGUCGCUCGACACAUCUCCGCGAGAAGAUGGGGGAUGCCGACUUCUGGUCCUUUGAGCUCUUUAUCAAGGAGCUUGACACCCUGAUCGACCACCUAAACCUGAGGCGAAGGGGCUUCUUCCUCCUGGGCCAGAGCUGGGGUGGUGUUCUGGCCGCUACUUAUGCCAUGAGUCGACCCGAGGGGAUGUCACCCGUAGGGCUAAAGAAGCUGGUUAUAGCGAGCGGCCCCUCUAGUAUCCCGCUGUAUGAAAAGGGACUUGAAGGUCUACUAGCUAAAUUGCCUGCCGACGUCCGUAAGACACUCGAGGAGUGUGACAGACGAGGUGAUCACGAGAGCGAGGAGUUCCAGAAAGCAGCAAAAGUCUUCAAUAGCCACUAUGUCUGUGGCUUAGAUCCUUUGCCUGAAGAAAUCAUGGCAGGAUUCAAGAAUAUGAGUGAGGAUCCUACCGUCUACAUGACCAUCCAAGGGCCGGCAGAGUUUGUCGUAGUUGGUUCCAUCAAGGGUUGGGAAGGCUGGACGCGGGCUCACCAUAUUGGAGUCGAGACACUCCUAGUCAACGGCAAGACGGACGAGGUCACCAACCUCAGCAUGUACCCGUGGUUCAAGAGCAUUCCGAAGGUCAGGUGGGUGACUCUUGAAGGAAGCCACAUGUCACACUGGGAGGAUAGGGAGCGCUACAUGCAAGAGGUGGGUGAUUUCCUCGUGAGCACAGAGCCUGGUGACAGGAAGGAGCUGUGA
Diaporthe amygdali is the source of this 1176-nucleotide messenger RNA. RefSeq names its product proline-specific peptidase. The record is from RefSeq and is a predicted model, not a curated record. The transcript has 4 exons. NCBI's taxonomy places the organism in Eukaryota, Fungi, Ascomycota, Sordariomycetes, Diaporthales, Diaporthaceae. Gene Ontology annotation, molecular function: peptidase activity. Gene Ontology annotation, biological process: proteolysis. Bases 1 to 1176 code for a protein of 391 amino acids.